UGAUUAAAAAUCUACUCAUUUUCCAAAUGGUGACUAUAAUUAAAUAAGAACGCUACUGAUACAUGUAAGUAUUCAUUGUUAAUCUACUCUUCUGGCAUCUUUACCUCUUUCCCACCACCAUGUCAAACACCGCAGCUCCUCCUCCUCCUCCUCACAUAGCCCUAUUGCCUAGUGCCGGAAUGGGGCACUUGACCCCCUUCCUCCGCGUCGCCGCCAUGCUCUCCUCUCGGAACUGCACCGUCAGCUUGAUCACCGCCCGCCCUUCUGUCUCCGCCGCCGAGUCCGCCCACAUUUCCUUCUUUCUAUCCCAACAUCCAAAAGUCAACCACAUUGAGUUCCAAGUCAUUUCCUCCCCCAAUCCCACCACCGACGAUCCUUUCUUCCUCCAAUUCGAAGCCACCACCCGCUCCGUCCACCUUCUCUACCCUUCGCUUGCCGCCUCAUCCCCACCCGUCUCAGCUAUAUUUUCCGACUUUACAGUGGCUUCUAGAAUUGCCCCAGUCGCGGCCAACCUCGGCGUCCCCAACUACAUCAUCUUUACCACCUCAUGUAAAUUUUCCUGCCUCAUGGCCUACCUCCCAACCCUUCUAUCAAACCCUUCCUGUUUUGCAAGCGAUCUCACAGAAGUCAACGUCCCCGGAAUCACUUCAUUGCCUAUAGGUAGCAUUCCUCUUCCAUUAAAAAACCCUAAUCAUCUUUUCACAUCAAUAAUCGCCACAAAUUCUCGAGCUUUGUCCAAGUCCAAAGGGAUCCUAAUGAACACUUUCGAAGAUUUCGAACUGGAAACUCUAGCAGCUAUAAACAGUGGGAGAGUUUUAGAAAAUCUCCCACCGAUUCUUCCGAUCGGACCGUUAGAUACCUUCGAGGCCAAGAAGGAGCAGGAAGAAGACGGAAACUAUCUGUCAUGGCUAGACAGCCAGCCGGCAGAGACAGUAGUUUACGUGAGUUUCGGAAGCAGAACAGCAAUGUCGAAUGAGCAGAUUAAAGAGCUCUCAGAUGGGUUGGAGAGGAGUGGAUAUAGAUUUUUGUGGGUGCUCAAAACAAGUAAGGUCGACAAAGAGGACAAGGAAGAUCUGAAAAACCUGCUUGGGGAGCCGUUUUUGGAAAGGACAAAAAGCAGAGGAGUAGUAGUGAAGGGGUGGGUGAGCAAGCAGGACAUUCUCGAGCACGCGGCUGUUGGCGGGUUUGUGAGUCACUGCGGGUGGAAUUCGGUUAUGGAGGCGGCGAGAAAAGGGGUACCCGUGCUGGCCUGGCCGCAGCAUGGAGAUCAGUGAGUGAAUGCGGAGGUGGUGGAGAAGGCGGGGUUGGGAAUAUGGGAGAGGAGUUGGGGUUGGGGGGUUGGAGGGGUGGUGGUGGGUGGGGAAGAGAUAGGAAGGAAGAUUGUGGAGUUGAUGGAAGACAAGAAGCUUAGGGGUUUGGCUAGGAAGGUGGGGGAAGAUGCUAAGAAGGCUACUGCCACUGGUGGGAAAUCUCAGAAGGUGUUCAUGUUAGACAAAGUCAACCUGCAGUUUCAUCUACCGAGCUUUAAGGAGUCAACCGAGAUUUGAGGAGUUUGUUUUAGUUUCAAAGUGUUAUCUGAUUACCAGUUCUUGUUUGUAGGAUAUACUUUUUGAUAUACGUAACUUGUUGCUUUUCUGUUUUGUAUUUUGAAUUUCAAAUCUCCUUGUAAUCAGGGUUUUCAAACCCUCUGAUGUAAUCGUGAACAGCUUAUAAAUACAAAGCAUCCUAUAGUUGAAGGGGUGUGAAAUCAAGUGGAAAAACCUGUGUACUUAAGUUUUAUAUGGUCUCUAGAGCCUUUUUUGUCUAACGACAAAGAUCCUAACCAAUUCUUCUUUCCAUCAUCGCUUCCAUGGCUGAAAACAAUGUCCCUGCUAUCCACCCCAACCCCCAAACCACCUUCCAACCUUUUUCCACCAUCGUAAACAUCAAACUAGAUAGAACCAACUACCCACUGUGGUUGGCUCAAAUUCUCCCUAUUCUAAAAAGCCGGGACCUGAUGGGGUAUGUUGAUGGCACCUUGGUGUGUCCCCCAAAGCAUGUUGCUGGAUCGACAACCGUUUGUCCGGCGUACACAACGUGGGUGCAACAAGAUCAGAUGAUCCUCAGCUGGAUUAAUGGAUCUCUGACUGCGUCUGUCUUGUCUGUGGUGGCCAGCAAAAGAACUGCUCGAGCUACCUGGGAAGCUUUGGAGCAAAGGUAUGCAUCCACGUCCCAAAAUCGUAUUCUAUUUCUGAGAAAUGAAUUGUUGCAGACCAAAAAGGGUGAUCUAUCUGUGGCGGAUUACCUUGAUCGCAUGAACGCGAUUGCUGACAACCUUGCCCUUGCUGGGCAACCUGUAAGUGAUGACGAACUGGUCCAGAUUGUGUUGAAUAAUCUUGGACCAGCGUACGAGAUGACUGUGAGUGCUGCACAAGCUCGCGACAAUCCCAUCCCAUAUCCUACUCUUGAAUCAUUGCUGCUGACAACAGAAAGGAGACUGGCGGAACACAAUGUCCCGUUGGUUGAAGGAGCCACUGUUAAUGCCUUCGUGGCUUCCAAAGGACGUGGGGGUGGUUGCCCUCGUGGUGGUGGACGAGGGAACUUCUCAAACCGUGGUGGUGCUCAACGAGGUCCCAACCCUCGUCACAACAAUGCUUCACAGAACAACCAAGGUACUGGCGACAGGUUUGUUUCCUGUGGUGAUAGAAUUAUUUGUCAAAUAUGUGGCAAACCAGGUCAUCCUGCAUUGGACUGCUACCAACGUAUGAACACUGCAUUUGAAGGACGAAUCCCGGCCAAACGACUCUUUGCAAUGACCUCUUCCCCGAUCACUCUAAACAAACAGCAGAAUGGGUCUUGGCUCCUCGACACAGGUGCUAAUGCACACAUUACUCCUGAUAUUCAGAAUCUGGCCAAUCCCAAAGAGUAUCACGGUAAUGAAGGAGUAGGAGGUGUAGGACAUCAAGACACGGAAGACGCUUUUCCGAGGGAGGUGUGAGAAUGGGUUGUACCCAUUUCCAAAUGGCAGUGGCUGUCUCAAGCAUUCUGUUAGUGCAUGUGUGGGAGUUAGAGUGUCGGUUCAACGGUGGCAUGAACGUCUUGGUCAUCCUGCGAAACCAAUAAUAAAUCUUCUAGUUUCAAAUAAAUUGGUACCAAUUCAUGGUACCUCCGAUGUACGUUUUUGUGAGUCCUGUCCUUUAGGAAAAAGUACUAAAUUACCUUUCCAAUUGUCCGAGUCUAGGUCUAAAUUUCCUUUCCAACUUGUCCAUUCCGAUGUGUGGUGUUCUCCAAUUCGU
Malus domestica (apple) is the source of this 3275-nucleotide messenger RNA. The record is from RefSeq and is a predicted model, not a curated record. NCBI's taxonomy places the organism in Eukaryota, Viridiplantae, Streptophyta, Magnoliopsida, Rosales, Rosaceae.